Penicillium odoratum is the source of this 1650-nucleotide messenger RNA. RefSeq names its product fungal specific transcription factor domain-containing protein. The transcript has a single exon. Gene Ontology annotation, cellular component: nucleus. The record is from RefSeq and is a predicted model, not a curated record. NCBI's taxonomy places the organism in Eukaryota, Fungi, Ascomycota, Eurotiomycetes, Eurotiales, Aspergillaceae. Gene Ontology annotation, molecular function: zinc ion binding; DNA-binding transcription activator activity, RNA polymerase II-specific; RNA polymerase II cis-regulatory region sequence-specific DNA binding. Bases 1 to 1650 code for a protein of 549 amino acids. Gene Ontology annotation, biological process: DNA-templated transcription; regulation of transcription by RNA polymerase II.
AUGAAACGUACCACGCAGAGACGACUGGAAGCGACAUAUCAGACACAGCUGUCAUCAAAUCUGGGAGCACCUAGACUUGAAACUUUACUCCCAGAUCGCCAUGUCACAGACAAGCUAGUGGCCUUGUACUUUUCGACCUUUGAAAGUACAUUUCGCAUUCUGCACGUUCCUCAAUUUUUAGCCGAAUAUGAGGAAUUCUGGAGCUCUGGGGCGAGCGCAUCGCCGAAUCUUUGGUCAAGGGAUGUAUUUGCUGCCAAGUUACUUAGCUUGAUGGCAUGCGCCGCCGAUGGAAUCACAACUGAGACAGAUACCCAAGUAUCAAACCAGACAACAAAAGGUUGGAUUCAGGCCGUUGGGUCCUGGGUCAAAACAGUGACUACAUAUGCAAAGCUCGAUCUCGACUUUAUCCAGGUCAUGUGUCUGCUGCUCAUUGCAAAACAAGCUAUAGCCUACGAAGGAGAUCUUGCCUGGCUUGCUGCUGGAUCCCUAGUCCGAGAAGCCAUGAUGAUAGGUCUUCACCGGGAUCCUGUCAACUUUAAGAGCGUGGCACCAUUUCAUGCUGAACUCCGACGCCGGCUUUGGGCGACAAUUGUUGAGCUGGAUCUUCAGGCUGCUCUUGAUACCGGUGUUCCUGCGGGGAUAUCAGAAGAUGAUUAUGACUGUGCUCCUCCGUCAAACUUGGAUGAUGAAGAUUUCACCGUCAGCUCAACUGAGAUACCUGCAUCCAAGCCGGCCUCUGCAUUCACCAGAACAUCCCUCCAGGUAUCCUUAGCCCAAACCUUGGGCCCUCGAAUCAGAAUAAUCAAGAUUGUGAACCAAGUUCGCUUGUCAUCGAAUUAUCAAGAAAUAUUGGACCUCAGCCACGUUAUUACGGCUCAUCUUUCACAGUCCCCAUUUGCCAUCAUAAAUAACCCAGAUGAUGAGGCACCCUCGAAAUUUCAGCAAUCGCUAUACCUCUUCCUCAUCUACCGAUACCUUCUGGCUCUGCAUCGACCUUUCGUUCUCAGUCUCGCCGAGACACGCAAUGAGAUGUACAGAUACUCGCGAGAAAUAUGCGUAAAAGCCUGUCUAUCUCUCCUAUCUCCCCUAACAAUGGCCCCUGGAUCAGAAAUUCCAGUAUAUCCUCACAUCCUCCGUCUCCGAGGCGGUAUGUUCCGAAGCGAGAUAUUCCAUGCAGCCGCAACACUCUGCUUCGAGCUUCGCCUACAAGUCAAAGACAACAAACUACCCCUUCUCCCCGGCUCUGUCGCAGAUACAGACCAGAAUAACAAUAAAAGUGAGCUCCUUCUACGUGUAGUGGAAAGCGCAAUAAAGUACUUCGAAUUCAAAGUCCGGACGGAAAAACAGGCUUGCAAAGCAUUUAUGCUUCUAAAUAUGGUCUAUACAUCCGCUCAAAGCGAGAUUCUAUCUGCAUCAGACAGGUCCCAAGCGAAUUCUGCCAUGAUAAGCGAUCUGACCUUGGAAAAUGCAUGCCCCCGUGCUGCCCGCCGGUGUCAGGAAUUGUUACUUGAGGGCGAAGGCAAGGCGGAUUGUCAACAUUCUGAAGAAAAUUGGCUUGGUUAUCCGGGUAAUCCUUUUUUGGUACGUGAAUUAUUGACUGGUGGCAGAUGUAUUCAUACCAGUCUACUAAUCUUGACUUAUGCAGAAUGA